Messenger RNA from Penicillium atrosanguineum, 513 nucleotides. RefSeq lists its product as uncharacterized. The transcript is spliced from 2 exons. Lineage: Eukaryota; Fungi; Ascomycota; Eurotiomycetes; Eurotiales; Aspergillaceae. The record is from RefSeq and is a predicted model, not a curated record. The coding region runs from base 1 to 513 and encodes 170 amino acids.
AUGAGCAACACAAACAAUCCCGCGGACAAGCUUACGGGCAACGACGUCCAGGAGAAGCAGACGUACUCCGAGUGGGCCAAAAAAACCUACGGAGAUCAAUAUGAGAAUUGGAUGCCAUGGAUCGAAGAUCAAUAUCUCCGAUGGUUUGGAAAAGGCGAUAAUAAAGCAUCCUACGCGACGAAAGAGCAACUUGCCAAGACGAAAGUCACUGGAAUAGAUCAAGUCGAUCAAAUCCAAGACGAUGUGUCCAACCUCGCCGGAAACCAGGUCGGUGACAAGGGACUGUUCGCGCCAGUCGGACAGUUCGCCUCAAAGGAGGGAAUCAACAGAGCCGAGAGAAACGGGAAAGAUGAGAGUGGAUCACACGCCGGACCUGCUAAAAGCUACGUCGACACUGGAAAGGACGGUGCCAGCAACGUGGGAUCGGGCUUGGCUCAAGGCGCCGAGUCUGCUCAGAACUAUGUCGCCGGAGGCCUAGGUGGUGCUAAGAGCUUGCUGUCAGGAGAAAAAUAA